This is a messenger RNA of Closterium sp. NIES-65, 1476 nucleotides long. Lineage: Eukaryota; Viridiplantae; Streptophyta; Zygnematophyceae; Desmidiales; Closteriaceae. The record is from the annotation of a GenBank genome assembly.
AUGUCUGAACGGACCGAUAGGGAGGGUGGCGGCGGCACUGAGAAAACUAAUGCGUCCGUUGCGCGUGGCACUGGGCUGAAAAAAGUGGCAGCAAAAAAGGUCGCUCGGGAUCAAGAGAAAACCACGCCCGGUCCGACUAACGACGGCACUAGUGGUGGCAACGAACAUCCGGGGCGAGGGAGCGCGAGUCUUGCAGUCCCGUCAGCGGAGAGAGGGGGAUCGGCGACAUGGGGAAACCACGGAGGCGUUACACGCGCCGAGCAUACCGCAACCAAGGAGUCCGAGACGGAGGCAUCUCAACACCAUCUGACGCUGCUCCAGCCGAUCGUGGUCGAAAUUUCUGCUGCCGUGCUGGAUAAGGACAAGGUGGGGGAGCACGAGUCCAUGGAGGAUCCUAACUACGGCAUAGCUGACGUCGGUGGCUCUCCUCCUUCUGGUGGACGGGGGAGACGUAGGCAGAGGAAGAGCGAUGAGGAGGGCGAUUCUGACACCGGCGUGCCCAGGGACAUCACCACGCGAGCGAAGAGGCGGCAGACGACAGGCAGUGCCGACGACGCCGAUGGCGCGGAAGUUGGGAGAACGCGAGGCGCCAGUGAAGCUAGUGGCAAUGCGACGGGUCAUGCAUUGCGCCAAAAGGGCCAACCCGCAGCAAGAAAAACAUCCGGCGGAAGGAGGGGCAAGAAACGGGGUGGUGAAGACCCUGGUGAGGCCAAAGAGGAGGAUGCGCAUGAAGAGGAGGAUGAAGAGGAUGACAAAGAGGAGGAGGAGGAGGAGGACGAUGAGGAGGAGGAUGAGGAUGAGGAGGAGGAGGAGGAGGAGGAGGAGGAAGAGCAGGGGAACGACGAGGAGGAGGAUGAACAGGAGGAGGAGGAGGAGGAGGCAGAGGAGGAGGAGGAGGAGGAGGAGGAGGAGGAGGAGGAGGAGGAGGAGGAAGAGGGGGAGGAGGAGGAGGACGUGACGGCAAUGAAGGGACGGGGCGGGCGUGGCAGACGGCAGAGUGGUACAGGGAAGCUGGGGGACCGGACUCGCCAUUCCCGAAAACGCGGGGCAGUUGACGCCGCGCGCGGCGCAGCAGCUGGCAGACCAAAGGCGCGUAAGGUGAAGGUUGAAAGUGAAGGGGGGGGUAAAAAGCAAGGGCGCGAGGGAGCAAAAGGGGAUGGAGGAGGUAAGGGUGGCGGCGCCAAAGGGGUUCCAUUGGGUACUGGCAAGAAAGAACGUGCCGGUGAAAGUGCGGAGCACGAGCAGUUUGUUUCACGGGAGGAGUUCCAGGUGCUGCGGUCUGAGAUGUACGCCAUGUUUGCACAGCUCGGCCUGCGUCGUGGAGUACCUGCCAGUUAUCCUGGGGGUUUUGCAGCUGCGCCUAUGGCUGGUACCACGCCGCCGAUGAGUGCCGUGGACAAGGCACAAGUGCUAGUGUUGCAGGAGACAAACCCAUUCCCGGUAUGUGGCGGGCCAAAUAGGGCGGGUUGGGGCUGA